Schistosoma haematobium is the source of this 5108-nucleotide messenger RNA. RefSeq lists its product as uncharacterized. The record is from RefSeq and is a predicted model, not a curated record. Gene Ontology annotation, cellular component: mitochondrion. Lineage: Eukaryota; Metazoa; Platyhelminthes; Trematoda; Strigeidida; Schistosomatidae. Bases 508 to 1911 code for a protein of 467 amino acids. Gene Ontology annotation, molecular function: sulfide:quinone oxidoreductase activity; FAD binding. The transcript has 12 exons.
GUCAGCAUUAAUGUCAAAGACUUACAGAACAAUUUAUUUAGGGAAUUUUCAUCGCUAUAGUUAACUUAUUCAUUUGUUCGCGGGACAAUUAUCUUUUGACACUUUUAUUAUCACAUUAUCUUCAAAUUGCAACCAACCAGCUUCCUACCUGGUAAUGUGAUAGCUGCUGGUAUCAAGACUCCGUACUGCCCUGAGACCAACGGACUCACCCAACUUUAUGAUAUACAAAUCUACAAAUAACUAACAAACUGAAUGAAAUUAUUGCGGUCUAGUGGGUAGACUACCACUCCCUAAACAAAACCGAACCCAUCGAAUUGUACUGAUACAACAGUAUAUACAAUAUCGAGACAAAGAUAUUGGACAUCGGAUUCAUUGUUUCUGGCCAAUCAAAUAGCAGUCCUGAAACAAAACAACGUUUGUAGAAAUUUGAAGCUUUCAGUUUGUUGUCGUGACUGAAAUAGCAAACCUAUUUAAAAGCACUCACUUCUAUUUCUUUUCUAUUUGAAUAUGUUUCGCCUUGAAAUUGUCUACAAGUUAUUUCACUUUAUGCGUUUUCCAAAGGAAGAAAUGGACGUAUUUUCUAAACCAACAUUAUUCACUCGAGUCUUUGCUCUUUCUAUAAGAAAUAUGAGUUCUACAAAUCAACAACCAAAGCAUAAAAUUCUUAUCGUAGGUGGAGGCGCAGGUGGUUGUUCAAUAGCUAAUCGUUUAUGUAAACAUUUCGAAAAGAAUGAAGUUGCUGUCAUUGAGCCGUCUGCAACUCAUUAUUACCAACCUUUAUGGACACUUGUUGGUGCUGGUAUUAAACCGUUAAAGGAAUCAGCUCAACCUCUAGAAAAAGUUUUAACAUCAAAAGCCACAUUGUAUAAGGAUAAAAUUACACAUAUUGAACCAAAAGAAUCUUAUGUUGUACUAUCAAAUGGAGAUAAAAUAUCAUAUGAAUAUUUAAUCUUGGCACUUGGAAUAACUUUACGUUAUGAUAAGAUUAUUGGAGCUGAAGAAGCAUUGAAAAAUGAUCCGCGUGUUUGUUCAAACUAUUCUACAGAUUAUGUAGAAAAAACUUAUAAAGCUUAUCAAAAUUUCAAUGGCGGUAAUGCUGUGUUCACAUUACCAGCUGGACCAAUUAAAUGCGCUGGUGCACCACAAAAAGUUAUGUACCUAUUUGAAGAUUACAUGAAAAGGUCUGGUAAAAAGAUUUUGGCAAAUAUUCAUUAUUUUACUGCUACUAAUAAAAUGUUCUCAGUUGAUAAAUAUUCAGAAAAUUUAACAGAAAUCUGUAAAAAACGAAAUAUCACUUGUAAUUUAUCAUACAAUUUAGUUGAAGUAGAUUCACAAGCUAGUGAAGCAGUAUUUCAACACAUAGAAACUAAAGAACUUAAACGAAUCAAAUAUGACUUUUUACAUAUCACUCCACCAAUGUGUUGUCCGGAAAUUUUAACUAAAACACCAAAAUUAACUAAUCCAAAAGCAUCUGAUUAUGUAGAUGUCAAUGUGAAAACAUUACGACAUAAUCAUUAUGAUAAUAUAUUUGCCCUUGGCGAUUGUGCUGCAUUGCCCACAUCGAAAACUGCUGCAGCUGUAGCUGGUCAGGUGGGAACAUUAGAAAAGAAUAUCUGUGAUAUUAUUAAUGGUGGUCAAGGGAAUGUUUCUGAAUACGACGGAUAUACAGCUUGUCCUAUAGUUACAGGUUAUAAUCGUGGUAUUAUAGCGGAAUUUGAUUAUAGAGCUAAACCAUUAGAAACAUUGCCUAUUGAUCAAGGGAAAGAACGUUAUUUAUUCUAUUUUACAAAAACAUACCUUCUACCACCACUUUAUUGGGAUGGACUUUUAAGAGGAAUAUGGUCUGGUCCAAAAACUAUCCGAAAUCUGCUGCACUUACAUCGACCUUCAUAUUCAGAUGCAGAAAAAUGAUCGUUCAAAUAUCUUGAAGAAAAAUAAUAAUUUUCUGACAUUUCCCAUGUAUUCUUUCUCUUAUCAUGAGCGUGUGUGUGUGUGUGUGUGGAUGUGUAUGUAUGUGCCUAUUAUUAUGUAAUUGAUUAUUUCCUAAACAUUUACACAUUUUGUUCUAGUUCCAUUGACUUUUUCUUUGUAGUUUCAUGUUUUUAUUGUAACUUUUGCGUAACAAAAUAAUAACACAUUUUCAUUUUGUUCAUUGAUUUGAUUGUUAUAGGUAAGUGUGCAUUUUCCUCCUCAACGAAUACCAUAAUUACGUCCAUUCCUAGAUGUCAAUGCCUAUCCCCUUAUACCUUUUAAUGGUCGUCUACUGAAUAACGUAAUCAUCAAUAGCUACUAUUCAACUAAAUGAAUAUUAUAUAUGUUAUGUACAUUGUAAUGGUUUCGACACUGAUAAUGUUGAUAUACUUAGUUAAGUUUGAUGAAUGUUUAUUGUGUGAACAUCAAUACUUGGAGCUGGAGGUAUGCAUCCAGUUGAUGAAAUUCCUUGUUGGAUGCAUAUACCCGUCUUGGAUUUAACUGUUAUUUAUUAUCUAGUAGUAUAAUGUUACAAAUAAUAAUUGAAGACUUUUACCAUUACCAAUAUUAUCAUAAAUAUUAUUUGAAUAUCGAUUUGAGCAAUAGUUUAUCAGCUUACUAAUGACUCUACUUCUAACCUGUUAUGUUCAAGGUAAAAUUCUUCUCUAGGUAGCCACGUCGUACAAUCACCAACUUUUACAUAAAAAAAUGUUUGCCAGUAAAUCUCAUUUUUCUAUAGUUUACGUUACAAACUAACUUCAAUUAGACAACCAUUCAAUAAGAGAAGGGAUUGAAUAGUUAUGGAACAUUUUAAUAACGCUACUCCACCUUUAUAUUAAUGAUAAUCAUUUAAAGUGUUAAUUCCUGUAGUUCUAAUGAGAGGUCAUGAUCAGUGUCGUUCAACAAUGUCGGUUGUGGGUCAGCCUUUUACCAGUCGCUGUUAGUCAGUCAAACUAAACGUAGAACCUGACACAUGUGUCAUUUGAUUCAAGUUGCCAUACCCCAUCAGUACAGCAAGACGAAACUUUCAGGGAAAAUCCCUGAGUAUUUGGUUUAAUAACAGUAUUAGUGAUGAUAAAAAAAAGGUUACACGCCAAAGGUACGAUUCUAGAAAAAAAUAUAAAUUAGCGAAAUUUAAAAAACCUUUAUGAGGGAAUUUAUAAACUUGGAAUCUAAGGGGAAGACAAAUAGUGAAUACAGCUAUGCCACAUCAAACGAUUGUUAGCUAUGUCACCUAAAGUUCCUGAGUGCUUGUUUCACGUGGACCUAAACCAAGUAGUAUGGACCUACCUACAGACUCAGUCCAAUGAUGAAUGUCUUCAAGAACAGGUGCCAUAUCUUAGUUUGGCACCCACUUUGUUUCUCUCAUCAUACUACAGUGAACACGAUCACGCGUCAAGAUAGUUUGUGGGUGAGCUUACAUAAAGCGUGUCCUAUUAGUCUAAAUCGAUAAAUACUCACUACCUAAACCUAUUUGUCAGACCUGAUACUCAGAGUUGCUAACUCAAUGGUCUCAAGCUAUAAGAAAAAUAGUUCGAAGACACAUGAUCAAAUAUUAGUGAACUACGAGUAUCCUCUACUUUUAACGACUUCGUGUAACAGCCACAAAGUAAAAUUGAGCGAAAUGUUAAGGAAUUAACUCAUCAUUUGUUUGGCAGACGGACAUCUUGCCUAAGUCACAUGUGAUGCAACUGGUUAGAAGUCAACCAAGCUUGCUGAAUUCGUACAGAGAUUCCGUCAAACACCAACCCAACAGGACCGGUGAAACUUCCAAGGAAAGGAAAGUGAUCGACGUAUUCAAAUACUUCACUCCUGUUCAGUGAAAUGUCAAUUGGUUAAAGUUAGAAAUCUAAACCAUUGGACUCAAACUCAGAUAUGAAUGCCAAGCAGUCACCUUGGAACUUAGAGAUUCUGGUUUUAGUCUAUGGUAAGAUGAUGAAUUCACUUAUUCAAAGAGUCCCAUUCUAAAACGAUAUAGCUAUUCGAUGCUUUCUAGUUUUCAAUGUUUAUCUGAUUCAUAUCAUUUUGUAAUAUAAAUCAUAAAAAUUUAACGAUUCAUUACAUUCAGUCGCAUUAUUAUUCUAAUUAAUGGCAGAUUUCUUAUCUUAUAUCAUUAUACUGUGUAUAAUAACUACAAGUUGAACGUGUUAACUAUGACAAUAUAAACAUGUGUGUUUAUUCAGUUAUCAUUGAAAUCAGAUGACAAUUUUAUGAAUUUCUAUAAAUGUAAUGUGGCGCUGUUUGUUUGUUUGUUUGUUCGUUUAUUCAUUAUUAGAAACAUAGUAUCUAGCAUAAAUGUUUAUCGAUUCAAGGUAUUACAUAAAGGAAACAAUAAUAUAAAUUAAAGAAUUCCUUACAGUGGACGAAUAAAAUGAUGAAAGCUCCACGACCAAAUCAUCCAACUCAGAGAACAAAACUCCAUCAAAAUCAUCUACUUGAGCUUCAAAUGAGUAAAUGUGAAAUAGGAAAUAGUAUUGUGUUUUUAAUGGUUGGAGAUAAUAGACAACAAAGCGUUUUUAGUAAACAGAAUACACCCAUUAAGACAUUAAAUAAAAAAGAUUAGUCCAGCAAAGAGUUCUCUUUUUGUCGAAUUCACUUUCAAAGAAUCGGAAAUUCUCCUCUCUAAGAUGUUUGUGGCUCUUUAAAACGAACGUUCUUCCCAGUAACAUUGCGAAUGGUAUUCUCCAGCUAAUCAUUGUUCACUAAUAAUCUCAAAGAUAAAUUAUCGCAUCUGACCAACUUAAUGUGCACUUACCAAUUUACCUGCUAAUAUGGAGCUAGGUACAUAGGUCGUUUGAUGCGUACUUUAUCCAAAAGUAUUCAAGAACAUUAUCAGGCGUGGCUAAAAAAGGGGCAAUGGCUCAAUAGUCGAACUUCUUGUGAACACAGUUCACGCAUUCAAGACAGGCUCUGCGUUCAAAGUCAUUUACAAGAUGGCCGGUGACGACUGAUCCAUCAAAUGAGGCGGAAGUCCGCAAGGAACUCCAACUCUUGAAACGCUACAAAUCACCGGGCUCUAUGCUUGUGAAACCUGGCCUCUCCGAGUUGAACAUGUUAGACGACUCUCUGUGUUUGAUCAUCGCUGUCUCCGAAGGAUUGCUGACAUUCAGUGGCAACACCAUGUUAGUAAUGCAGAG